UGUAGGCACAUCGCCAAGAUGUUUAUAAAAAGUUUAAUUAUAUUAUCUUUUUUUAUAACGCAUGUUUUAUCUGCAGAACUAUGGCGAAAGCCUGGCUGUCAUCGAAUAGGACACACAAGAACUAUUAAUAUUCCAGAUUGCUUAGAGUUCAAAAUAACAACAAAUGCAUGCAGAGGUUUCUGUGAAUCUUGGUCUUUGCCAAGCAUUAUGCUGGGAUUUAAACGACAUCCUGUGACGUCUUUAGGCCAAUGUUGUAAUAUAAUGGAGGCUGAGGAUGUUCCAGUGAAGGUAUUAUGUUUGGAUGGCGAAAGGAAUCUCAUAUUUAAGUCAGCACUAUCGUGUGCUUGCUACCAUUGUCAAAAAGAAUAAAAUAGAUAAAACUGCGUACCUAACUACCUACUUGAAUUCAAACCAUUUGACAUUUUACCAUCUUACCUUGAUUCAAUUUAUAUAAGUUAUAAAUAAUUGAUAAAUUUUGGGAUCUUGUUAUAAAUAUAAACUAACUUGAAUGUAGCUAGUGAAGCAAAGAAAAUAAAUAAAAGUGUAACUCGCUGAAUAUUUAAUGUAAGAUUAUGUAAUAAUAGUAUAAUUACACAUAUCGAUGAUCAAAAGAAUAACAUAAAAAAUAAAAAAUAUUUUAUCAGAA
Molecule: messenger RNA, 646 nt
Organism: Leptidea sinapis
Lineage: Eukaryota; Metazoa; Arthropoda; Insecta; Lepidoptera; Pieridae
Gene: Gpa2
Product: thyrostimulin alpha-2 subunit
Exons: 3
Coding region: 19-369 (116 amino acids)
Biological process (GO): cell surface receptor signaling pathway
Molecular function (GO): hormone receptor binding
Source: RefSeq, a predicted model, not a curated record